This is a messenger RNA of Lathyrus sativus (Indian pea), 408 nucleotides long. NCBI's taxonomy places the organism in Eukaryota, Viridiplantae, Streptophyta, Magnoliopsida, Fabales, Fabaceae. The record is from the annotation of a GenBank genome assembly.
AUGGAGAGAAAAAGAAAAACAUCUAAGCUCUUGAACAAAACAAAUCUUUGUUACACUUUCUACUUUUUCAUGCUCUCAAUUUUCACAACUUCUUCGGCUUCAACCAUUACAUGUCUAGAUUCUAAGUGUACCAUAUUUUUCAAAUCUGAUAUAGAUUUUCAGAAAAAUAGUAAGGUGGAAAUUGGACAAGGCAUCAAGUCUCAAGAAAAAUCAGAGAGCUCUAUAGAUUGGUCAAGAAGGUCUUUAGGCGGGCCGGGGUCAUUUCCACCGCGAUGCAACGGGAAGUGUGGCAAAUGUACACCUUGCAAACCGGUUCAUGUGCCGGUGCCACCGGGGACACCGGUGACGGCGGAAUACUACCCGGAGGCAUGGAGAUGCAAGUGUGGCAACAAGUUAUACAUGCCAUGA